AUGUCUAAGUUUUUUAAGCAAGGAGACACAUAUACCAAUGGAGAAUUUAUCAUUCAUGAAUCAAAAUAAAUCGGUAAGGGAGCUUAUGGUGCCGUUUAUGAUUGCACAAAAGUUAAUGCGAAAGACAUAUUAUGUGCUAAAAUUAUAAGAUCUUAAGGCUCUGAUUCUAAUUAUAUGAGCAGAGAAACUGAUAUUAUAAAUACUUUACGCCAAGCAUACCCAAAUAAUCAAAAUCUUGUUAAAGUGUAUUAUUGCUAGUAUUAAACUUUUGAAAAUCAAGAAAUUUUAAUAAUUGUAAUGGAAAAAUGUCUUACUAAUCUAAAAGAUGAAUUGGCUAAAAAAGGAAGCUUCACUUCUGAUGAAGUUAUAAACAUAUUAAAGUAAUUGUUGAACGGAUAUAAACCCUUAUACGAAAAAGCAAUACUUCAUCGCGAUAUCAAACCUGAAAAUAUCUUAAUAUCUAAUGAUUUUUAGGGAAAACCUAUUUAUAAACUAGCCGACUUUGGAAUUGGUAAGGUUUGUAAAAAUAAUGAUAUCACAAUGACAAAAGUGGGAACUCCAGUAUACGCGGCUCCAGAACUUAAUACUUUUAUAAAUGAUGAAACUUUAGAUUAGGCAAUAUUGUAAUUAAAAAAGAUACCCAAUGGAAAAAGCCAAGUUGAUGUUUAUUCAAUUGGAAUUAUGCUUUAUCAACUUCUUUUUGGUUAGCCUCCAUUUGAAACAAAGUAUGGGGAUUCAAUAAAAGUAUUUAUAAAUAACUUAAAAAAUACUUCUUUCAAAAUAUAAGACAAAUCUAAAAACAUCAACAGCGAUCUUUAGGAGUUGAUUCAAGGAAUGAUUGUAUACAAUCCUAUGACAAGAAUUAAAUUUCAUGAAAUUUAUUCAAACAAAUUAAUUUGCAUGUAAACAUAGGAGCCAAAAAAAUUCGAUCAAUUUAGAAAAACCUUAAAUCCAGACUUAAAUGCUGGUGUUAAAUUUACUCCAAAGCAGGUUGGUCCUACAACAUUUCAAAAUUAAAGUUUGAGAAGUACAAAUCCUUCUCCGAAUGCUACAUAAUUUUAACCUAAUUUUACUAUGAAUUAAGAAGGACCCAAACCUAAUGGGGCUCCUCGAUUUGCCUCCUACAUACCGAAUAGUACUAGUUCAGAUAAUACUAAGUCAGUCGGUUUUUAAUAAUCUACUCCAAUCCUACAAUAACCAUAAAUUAAAUAAAUCCAAAUAGAUGACAUCAACGAUCCGCAAAACUAUUUAAAAACAUAAUUAUCUGAAAAUUCCUUAUUAUAUAGUAAAUACACAGAAAAUUUAUUUAGAUAAAGCCUGGAUUCAAUUCAAGUAUUCAGCCAAGAAAAAAUUUAAAAUAAUUCAAUAAAAUUGAUGGAGUGUUUUCAAUUUGAUGAAAAAGGUAAUUAUUCUUUAGCAUUUCUCAAAUUUUAUUAUUGUCUUAUUAUGAGAGCAAAUAAAUAAUAGAUGAUUAAGAAACAAUUUAUUAGUGAACAAGAAUUACAAUAAGAAAUAGCAAAUAUUUUGGCCAAAAAUCCUCAAAAAAUGUGAAAUAAUAAUAAAAUAUAAAUAAGAUUUAUUGACUAAAACCUUUAA
Messenger RNA from Paramecium tetraurelia, 1596 nucleotides. RefSeq lists its product as uncharacterized. Gene Ontology annotation, cellular component: autophagosome; cytoplasm. Gene Ontology annotation, molecular function: protein serine/threonine kinase activity; ATP binding. Gene Ontology annotation, biological process: autophagy; peptidyl-serine phosphorylation; autophagosome organization. The record is from RefSeq and is a predicted model, not a curated record. Lineage: Eukaryota; Ciliophora; Oligohymenophorea; Peniculida; Parameciidae. The transcript is spliced from 4 exons.